Messenger RNA from Amphimedon queenslandica, 1111 nucleotides. RefSeq lists its product as uncharacterized. The record is from RefSeq and is a predicted model, not a curated record. Lineage: Eukaryota; Metazoa; Porifera; Demospongiae; Haplosclerida; Niphatidae. Bases 590 to 1036 code for a protein of 148 amino acids. The transcript is spliced from 4 exons.
CUCAUUGCAAUAGAGAAACAAUUAAAAUCAGUAAUAAUGGGAUCAGUAGUCCUAAGAAGAACAAUACUAGUUAUACUGAGUACAUGUUAUACAAAUGGACUAGAGCUAGCUGACUUGUACCCAUAUGGUACAGAGUAUGGGGACUCCAUGAGCAUUGGAUCUGGUUUAUAUCGGCCUACACCAUUACUGGCUCCAAUUGAUAAUUUAGUUAUAUUUAGUCCAGCUGGACUUGCAGCAGCAAUAAGAUAUAGAGUUAAUAGCCACACACACACACACACACACACACACACACACACACACACACACACACACACACACACACACACACACACACACACAUUAUUAGUGCUUUAGUUUGUAAUGUAGUGCGAUUGUACACUAACUAUUAUCUGUUCAUUAUAUUAGUAACACAAUUGAUUGAGUUUAUAACAUUUCCUUAUAUUUAUAGAUUUAUCGUGAUGGGAGCUUGGUAUUGGAAAAUGAUGAAGGUUGGAUCUCUUUGAAUUUGCUCCGGAUACUUAGUGGACAUUUUUUCAAUACUAAGAUAUAUGGUAGGAUUACUACUGAUCAAGUAUUGGUAAAGAGAGCAAUGAAUCAGAUUAAUGAAGAAUUUCCUAAUACUUUCUGCAGUACAUCUCCUCCUACACAAUUGAUAAUAGCAACAUGGAUAGAUUAUCUAAAAGCUGACUCAAACCCUGGCAGUAACUUCCAGUUAAUAGUUGUAUCUGGUAGAUGCAAGACAUUUGGUAUUGCUCUUUAUGUAAAUGUGAGCAUUACAUCAGCUGAUACUGGAUUAUCUUCACAUAUUAAAGGUGAAUAUGUACCCCCUGAUCCUACUUUCUUUCCAUUUGGUACUACUGUCAUGGAUGCCCCUACUAUGAUGCUUAAUAGUACCAUGCCAGGGACAUAUAUAUUUUCUCUGAAUCAUAUGCCACCAAAUCCUUGCACUCUAUGUAAAGCUAAACUUCUCAAGAUGGCAUGUGAAGCUAUGAGGAGGAUUAAUGGUAAAAAGCUACCAGCUCCUUGUCAUGACUAAUAAUCAUUCAAUUUCAUUGUGUUUUCGUUAUUGUUUUUGUGAUUAAAUGUUUUUCAGUAGUGAAUUAGUCAAUUU